AUGUCUACCGCGGCAACUCAGCCUCUCCGACAAGGAGAUCCAGGUGACGAUUCCACUCAACGUGGUUGUACAUCAUGGCUACUUAUUUCAAUUGUGGUUUUGACAACAACCACAGCAUUUGUAUUUGGUUGGGGUUUAGCUGCUCCCAAUAUGUACAAUAAGUACACAGAGCCGUUUCUUAACAAACAGGAUCCAUGUAAAACUCAUCCAGUACAUAAAUCAGAAUUCAAUCCUACAAUAGAAGGUUCUAUCGAAUCAGACAACCAAAAUGCAGCUGAAAGAACUCAAUUCGAUAAUAGUGACGUAACUAGAGAUGAAGAUGGCAAUGUUAUUGUAAACGAACCUGCUGAGAAAAAGAAAGUUACUGAACCAUUUAACUUUUUUGGCGAAUUAAUCAAAGGUAUUCCACAAACGGUAUUUCUUAUUGGUGCAUUUAUUGGAGCUGUUACUGGACCAUUUUGGGUGAAUUUAUUUGAUCGUAAACGAACAGUUUUUGCUAAUUACAUAUUUUGUUUUGCAUCAUCACUUUGUGUUUUAUUGGCUUCUUAUUUGGGUCAGCCAUGGUUAUAUUAUUUAAGUCGUCUUCUACUUGGUUAUCAAGGCGGCAUGGCAUGUGUUGUUGUACCACCAUUUAUUGGAGAAAUUUCAUCACAAAAAGUUCGUGGCGCAGCUGGUGCUGCUUUUCAACUUGCAUUAACAAUUGGUAUUCUUGUCGCACAAAUUGUUGGCUUACCAAUUAUUGCUGGAACAUGUCGAGCUUGGGGUUGGGGUCUUGCUAUAGUAUUUUUAUUACCAUUGGCUGGUAUUUUUCUUCUAACACUUUUACCUAAUUCACCAACACAAAUGAUUGGAAAAUAUAAUGAUGAAGAACAAGCUACAACUGAUUUAAAAAAAUUACGUGGAACAAAUAAUGUUCAUGCUGAUCUUGAUAUUAUUCGAGAACAAACAAGACAAACAAGUGGAGGUAAACAAGAUUCAUUAUCAAUACCUCAAGUACUUGCAUCAGCUCGCUAUCGCUGGCCUAUGUUAGUAACGGUUAUUCUUCAAUUAUCACAAGCAUUAUCUGGUAUUAAUGCUGUUUUUUUCUAUUCAUCUAAAAUGUUUGAAAAAGCUGGUAUUCCUGAACAUUUAAUACCCUAUGCUAAUAUUGGUACAGGUGCAAUUAACGUAGCUGCAACAAUUAUAUCAGUAUUUUUAAUUGAUAAACUUGGCCGACGAGUAUUAGUUAUUUAUCCAAUGGCUGUUAUGGUUUUUGUAUUUGCUGCUCUUACAGCACUUGUUGAAGUUAAUGAAACUCGAAAUAGUGCAACAUUGGGUGCUAUUACCGUUGUAUUUAUAUUGAUAUUUAUUGUUUGUUUUGCUGUUGGUCUUGGUCCAAUUCCAUUUUUAUUCAGCAGUGAAGUUUGCCGACCAGAAGCUCGAGAUGCUGUUCAAUCAUUAGGUUUAGUUGCUAAUUAUUUGGGAAAUAUUCUUCUUUCAUUAUUUUUCCCUGCACUUAAUUCAAUUCUUGGUGGUUAUGUAUUUUUAAUUUUUCUUGUACUUGUUUUACUUAAUGUUGCCUUUCUUUGGUUCAAAAUGCCUGAAACAAAAAAUAAGUCAAUUGAAGAUGCUGAACGAUUUUGGAAAAUAACACAAUCACUACCAACAAAAGAAGCCGCACCCUUAUCACCAACCAAUGCAUAA
Molecule: messenger RNA, 1683 nt
Organism: Adineta steineri
Lineage: Eukaryota; Metazoa; Rotifera; Eurotatoria; Adinetida; Adinetidae
Source: the annotation of a GenBank genome assembly